Molecule: messenger RNA, 1108 nt
Organism: Amborella trichopoda
Lineage: Eukaryota; Viridiplantae; Streptophyta; Magnoliopsida; Amborellales; Amborellaceae
Product: oxidoreductase
Cellular component (GO): nucleus
Source: RefSeq, a predicted model, not a curated record
CGGUUUUUCAACAUUAAAAUUACUUUUUCCCAUGGAUUUUGGAGGUGCAUCCGUAGUUCUACAUUAUUAUAAGUAUGAAUUUGGGUUGGAGCUUUUCUUUUGGUUGAACAGCGGAGAGAGAGAAUGGAAGAAAACCUUGAAGAACAUCUGAAGCAGUUCAGACUGGGAUCUCUGCCCACCGUCUUUUACAUACCCAAUUUCGUAUCAAAGUCCGAAGAGACCCAUCUCCUCCAAUAUAUAUAUGGAGUUCCAGCUUCGAAGUGGAAAUCUUUGAAGAACAGAAGGCUUCAGAACUGGGUGUUUCAAAAGGCAGCCCACCUAGAACCUAGGUGGGCCAGGGGCUGCUUAGCGCAUAGCUCAGGCCUAGGCGGCCCAUCUGGGCACCUGCCCAGGGGCGAACUGCCCCUCGUGGAGGAGGUGUGGUUCAUGAGAAGGGUCUCCUCCCUCAAAACUCCACACCAAGAUGGCCCUGCUUAUUUUCCAAUUGUUGCGAUUCUGUCUCUUGGGUCUCCAGCUGUGAUGAAUUUCACUCCUCAUUUGAAGUUGACUGAGUGUGUAACCCAUGUGCCAGAUCAAAUAGAUAAACACUGCACUCUCUCUGUUGCCUUGAUUCCUUGCAGCUUGUUAAUUUUCAAGGACAGUGCAUACUCCGAAUAUUUGCAUGGAAUUGAUGACUCAGAUAUACAGAGAAUUGAUGAGGUGGUGAAUAUUGGUGACAUUCUCAGCUACAAGGAACAAAUGAUGCCCUUGAGCUCAGAGUUGGAGGAAGGGGACCAAAGAACUGAGAAGGGUAGCAUUCAUAGAAGUGGUACUCGAGUGUCGUUAACCUGUCGACUAGUUCCAAAGGUUCAUAAGAAUCUCCUUAAGUUCUAGGUGAUCGACAAAUAUGUAUCUUUGGUGUUCAAUGAAAGUUUUGAUUGAGGGGAUAUUGCAAGUCUAUAUUGCAUAGACACAAAUAUGUGUCAGCAUUUGACAUAUAUAUGAGGUCAGAAAUGUCAAUCUUAAAAUUAACAUUUACACACCUAUCUACAUAUGUAUAUGAAGUAAGGGAACUUAGUACUUUAAAUAACAUUAAGGAGUUUCAUUGUAAGAUUUAAUGUAUGGGUGU